AUGGUAGGUAGUAUCUUGGCCGUCAGAGGCGUUUUGCUUUUGAAUGGAGUUUUCACGAGGAGUUUUACGUCUACUAGUGCUGCGCAGGGACUCAGAGCCAUUAGGUUUCUAAAGGCUCAGAAGAGGAAACAGAAGAAUGAAGCUAGACAGGCCACUUUGCAGAAUGCAUUGGAUCGUGUGGAUCCCGUACUGGGGCGUCGGGAAACGCCUUUUGUUACUCGUGUGAUGGCAGAGUUGAAAGAACCAUCCGUUCUAAGCUCUGGUUACGAAAUUAACGAAGUUGAGAAAUUAUUGGCUGCAGUGGAAUCGACUAAAGCUGAGCAAUUGAAGUUGUCGUCAAUGAAUGAGCAAUUGGUGGAACCUGAAAGUUUGGAAUCGCUUGAGGCUAGGCGUGAAGCACUAUUAAGGAUUCUAAGUUUGAAAAAUGCAGACAACAAAAAUGCAAUGAAAUUGGCAGUCAAAUUGGCUCGUGAAGAGUUUCAAAGGUUCCCAGGAGAUUCAGGUUCCAGUGAAGUGCAGGCUGCGUGUAUGACAGUGCGUAUACAUAACAUGGUUGACCAUGUGAAGGAGCACCACAAGGAUUUUGCAAAUACAAGGAAUUUGAGGAUGCUGGUACAACAAAGGCAGAGUAUUUUAAGGUACUUAAAGAGAGAUAACCCAGAAAGAUACUAUUGGACUAUACAAAAGCUGGGGCUUUCAGAUGAAGCUGUCACCCAGGAGUUCAACAUGGACAGGCGUUACAUGCAAGACUUCAAAUUUUUUGGUGACAAGAUCCUGGUCAAGGAUUCAAAGAAAGUGGCGGACCAGAAACGUAGAGAGCUAAGAAAGCAAAAGAGGGUAGCGAGAUCAGUAUGA
Torulaspora delbrueckii is the source of this 855-nucleotide messenger RNA. RefSeq names its product mitochondrial 37S ribosomal protein uS15m (gene MRPS28). Gene Ontology annotation, cellular component: ribosome. The record is from RefSeq and is a predicted model, not a curated record. Bases 1 to 855 code for a protein of 284 amino acids. Gene Ontology annotation, molecular function: structural constituent of ribosome. Lineage: Eukaryota; Fungi; Ascomycota; Saccharomycetes; Saccharomycetales; Saccharomycetaceae. The transcript has a single exon. Gene Ontology annotation, biological process: translation.